AUGAAGAAACUAGAGCCCAUUCUUCUUGAAUAUGAGGAUGAAGAUCUUACUAAACUAGUAGAGAAGGAAAUUCCUCCUAAAGUAAAGCAACAUUGUGUAAUAACACAUGAUGAGACAACAUUAUCCGCAAAUAACGAUGAAAAAAUGAGAUGGGGGCCCGAAGGUGAAUAUAAAAUACAUCCAAAAGGACAAGGCAGGGGCAUUCAUGUUAGCAAAUUUUUGUGUGAACCACUGGGUCGAGUUCAUUUGACCGAAAAACAACAUGUAGCCCAUCCCGAAAUCCCAAACCAUUAUGUUACAGAGCUGUUAGAAAUUGAAUAA
Dentiscutata erythropus is the source of this 321-nucleotide messenger RNA. The record is from the annotation of a GenBank genome assembly. Lineage: Eukaryota; Fungi; Glomeromycota; Glomeromycetes; Diversisporales; Gigasporaceae.